Calliphora vicina (urban bluebottle blowfly) is the source of this 1894-nucleotide messenger RNA. RefSeq names its product probable peptidoglycan muropeptide transporter SLC46. Gene Ontology annotation, molecular function: transmembrane transporter activity. Gene Ontology annotation, biological process: transmembrane transport. The record is from RefSeq and is a predicted model, not a curated record. Bases 86 to 1732 code for a protein of 548 amino acids. The transcript has 8 exons. Lineage: Eukaryota; Metazoa; Arthropoda; Insecta; Diptera; Calliphoridae. Gene Ontology annotation, cellular component: membrane.
UUGAUGCGAAAACUAGAAAUUUGGGUGAAAAUAGUAACAAUAGCAAAAACAAGUUUAAAUGUUUAUUUAUUUUGUUUAAAUAAAAAUGGUAGAAAUAGCAAUAAGAUCAACGUGGACGCGCUUGAAACAGUAUCAAUGGGCGACAUUUUUUCAUAUGUUUUACAUCGAACCUAUUGUUUUUAUAUUGGUAUUUUCUCACAGUUUAUCAGGAACAAUUAUGAGAAAUGAAGUUAUAUAUCAAGCAUGCACUACAAUUUUUGGUUAUAAUGAAAGUGAUUGCCAACAACUAGGAACAAAAAACGUUACCGGCUAUUUGCAGGAAAUCGAAACAGAAAUUCAGCCCUAUGUAGCAAAUUUGUUUAUGAUACGGACUCUUCUCGAAAGUAUAGUUCCAGCGAUCUGUGGAGUAUUUAUUGGAUCAUGGUCUGAUCAUUAUGGUCGUAAGCCACUAUUAUUGGUAUCAAUGAUAGGCUUUUCUUGUACUUAUGUUAUUGCGGCAAUAAUUUGCGAAUUAUCAAAUUAUUAUCCAGUUAAUCCUUGGUAUUACAUAUUGGCCGUAAUUCCUCACUCAAUCUUAGGCGGUAAUUGUGUGUUUUCAGUUGCUGCAUUUUGUUUUAUAUCCGAUGUAACAGACACUAAAACAAGACCGUAUAGAAUGAUUUCAUUGGAAGCGUUUUUAUCAAUUGGUCUUAUGGCCGGUUCAUUACUCUCUAGUUUUGUGUAUGCUGCCACUAGUGCCACCUUCACAUUUUCUUUAUCGGGUGUGUUAAUGUGUUUAGCGACUGCUUAUAUAGCAUUGUAUGUACCCGAAAGUUUGAAAUUCAAGUCCACAGAAACUGAAUCAAACACUGUGCAAAAGUGUUGCAACGAUCUUCCUUUGAAAUGCACAAUAUUAACGAGUACAUUAGAAUUAACGGCAGAUUGCAACGAGAACGAUAAGAAAAAUGUCGAUAGGGACAAUUUUCACGAUGUCGACCUACGAAAUGAUGGCGAAGUACCGAGAGUAUUGGCAAAUGAAACUCUGGACCAAAAGAGCAAAGUUCAUGAAGAAGAGGCCAAAUCCGCCGGCUUAUUUAGUUACAUACAUGUCAAGGAUAUGUGGAUUACAUGCUUUAAAGCACGACCCUGUUAUGAUCGCAGUAUUAUUUUAUUAGUUACUGGCACUAUGUUUUUGUCUAUUUUCGUUUUGGACGGUGCAAUGACAGUGUUCUAUUUAUUUGUACGAGAAAAAUUUCAAUGGACUGUGAGGGAAUUUACAUUCUAUGAAACAAUAAGCCACGUUACAUCGGUGUUUGGAGCAUUAAUUGGAUUUUUAAUAAUGCGAAAGGUUUUUAAUUUGUCAGUGGUUACUUUAGCGUUGGUAGCUUUCUUCAGUGAUAUUAUUCGCAGUAUUAUACAAGGUGUAGCAACGGAAGCAUGGCACCUAUAUUUAGGAAUUGCUGCAGGAGCUUUGAAAGCUGUUGGAGGUCCAAUGUGUCGUACAAUUGUUUCCAAUAUUGUACCUACCACCGAUUUAGGUAAAAUCUUUUCAAUAAAAAAUAUCUUGCAGUCAAUUGCUCCAUUCUUAGCAGCUCCUUUAUAUACAAUCAUUUAUAAAGCAUCUUUAACAUCAUUCCCUGGUUUAUUCAAUAUAAUCAGCGCAAUAUUUUAUUUCGUUGCAUUUAUAUUUCUACUAUUUGUUUUACGUUUUAAAUUGUAUAACAAAGAACAUUAUGGUCAAAUAUUAAAGUAGUUCGUUCGAUCUCAUCGUUACACGUAUGUAUGUUUUUUAUGUAUUUGUUGUUAGUCAAAUAAUUUAAAUGCUAUUUUAUAUACAUAUGUAAAUACAUACAAAUAAAUUGCCAAUUAUUUAUUUCAAAUAACAAAAUGUUACAAAUUCAAACUAUAAACAAGA